This is a messenger RNA of Lactuca virosa, 216 nucleotides long. Lineage: Eukaryota; Viridiplantae; Streptophyta; Magnoliopsida; Asterales; Asteraceae. The record is from the annotation of a GenBank genome assembly.
AUGUUAUGUGUGAGUGAGUGUGAGCGCGCGCGUCAAAACGGUGGAGAUUCCGUAAUGGAGAUGCCUAGAGGAGCGUUUGGUGAAGCUAACGAGGGUGGCACUCAGCCACUCGCUAUGCGAGACGCGUCCAUUUCAGACGUGAAAAAAGGACCUCUCUCUUUCUCUGAUGAUCUGGAUCUUAAUCGGCGACGGUUCUCCCUCCACAAACAGAAAUAG